GUUUUGGAGUCGUGGAGAAUUCAGAGUCUUUCCACAAUGGAAGAAAGGACAAAUUGUGUGAAGUCACAUAGUUCACUGGCUGAAUACAGCCCCGUCAAUAAGCCAGACAGGACAGAUCCAAGCUGUGAAACACAGGAAAACCACAAUACAAUGCAACUGAAGAAAGAAAUAUCUUUGAUAAAUGGAAUAAGCCUUAUAGUAGGCAACAUGAUUGGUUCAGGUAUCUUUGUCUCUCCCAAAGGAGUUCUCAUCUAUAGCAAAUCUUAUGGAUUGUCUUUAGUAAUUUGGGCAAUUGGAGGGAUUUUUUCAGUCUUUGGAGCCCUCUGUUAUGCUGAACUUGGAACCACUAUUACGAAGUCAGGAGCCAGCUAUGCAUAUAUCUUGGAGUCUUUUGGGAGCUUCAUUGCUUUUAUUCGUCUGUGGACCUCACUCUUAAUUGUUGAGCCAACUAGUCAGGCCAUCAUUGCCAUCACCUUUGCUAACUACAUAGUUCAGCCUUUCUUCCCUUCUUGUGAUCCUCCAUACUUGGCUUGCCGUCUGAUAGCAGCUGCUUGUGAAUGUCUUCUAACAUUUAUAAACUGUGCCUACGUUAAAUGGGGAACAAGAGUGCAGGAUGUAUUUACUUAUGCUAAAGUUAUUGCUCUUAUUGUCAUCAUCACAACUGGAAUUGUUAAAAUAUUCCAGGGCUAUUCAUCACACUUCGAGAAAUCUUUUGAGGGAUCUUCUUUUGAUAUAGGAGACAUUUCCCUCGCACUCUAUUCUGCCUUGUUCUCUUACUCCGGUUGGGAUACCCUCAAUUAUGUAACAGAAGAGAUCAAAAACCCAGAAAGGAACUUGCCACUGGCUAUUGCAGUGUCUAUGCCAAUUGUGACUGUUAUCUAUAUUCUGACCAAUAUAGCUUACUAUACAGUGCUGGAUGUUGAGGCCAUUCUUUCUAGUGAUGCUGUGGCAGUGACCUUUGCUGACCAGGUGUUUGGUAUCUUCAGCUGGACAAUUCCCAUUGCUGUAGCCUUUUCUUGUUUUGGUGGACUUAAUGCUUCCAUUCUAGCAUCAUCAAGGCUGUUUUUUGUAGGAUCUCGAGAAGGUCACCUUCCUGAUCUGCUUUCUAUGAUCCACGUAGGGAGGUUCACACCUGUGCCAGCACUGCUCUUCAAUUGUGUUAUGACCCUUAUUUACCUGGCUGUGGAAGAUGUCUUCAAGCUUAUAAAUUACUUCAGUUUCAGUUACUGGUUUUUUGUUGGUCUGUCUAUUGCUGGGCAAUUGUAUCUGCGGUGGAAGGAACCAGACCGACCCAGGCCUCUUAAGCUGAGUGUGGCUUUCCCAAUAAUAUUCUGUAUAUGUACAAUAUUUCUGGUGGUAGUGCCACUCUAUAGUGACACUAUAAAUUCACUGAUUGGAAUUGCCAUUGCUUUAUCUGGAAUCCCUGUCUUUUUCUUGGGAGUAUAUUUACCUGCAUCAAGGAGACCUCAGUUUAUCAACAAGCUUGUAGGUGUAGUCACACGGAACAUGCAGCUGCUCUGUUACUGUGUUUUAACAGAGAUGGACCCAGCUGAAGAAAAGAAGUUAGAAAUCAAAUCCAACUAAAAUUUUUAAGGCGUUACAAGAAA
Molecule: messenger RNA, 1607 nt
Organism: Indicator indicator
Lineage: Eukaryota; Metazoa; Chordata; Aves; Piciformes; Indicatoridae
Gene: SLC7A6
Product: solute carrier family 7 member 6
Exons: 9
Coding region: 37-1584 (515 amino acids)
Biological process (GO): amino acid transmembrane transport
Cellular component (GO): membrane
Molecular function (GO): L-amino acid transmembrane transporter activity
Source: RefSeq, a predicted model, not a curated record